AUGACUGCUGGUAAGCCCGAUAUGAGUGGCACAUUUUUCUACAAAUUCCCGGUGACCCGCCAGGUAUUCUAUCGCAGCAAAUAUUGUUACGCUUUGGUCAAUUUGAAGCCUAUUGUACCAGGUCACGUUCUAGUUGUUCCUUUCCGUCAAGUUCCUCGGUUAAAAGAGCUUAGUGUCAAGGAAUCGAUCGAUCUUAUGGCUACUGUUCAGCUGAUUCAUUGUUUUAUCGAGAAAGUUUACAAGGCAGACUCACUUAAUCUCUCUAUGCAAGAUGGAAUCGGUGCCGGUCAAUCCGUUCCCCAUGUUCACUUCCAUAUCAUUCCUCGGUACUUGAAAGACGGUUACGGAGAUCAUAUAUAUGAUAUGUUGGAGCAGAACGAAGCCAAUUUGAAUGGCUUUUUCCGUAAAGUUUGCCAGGAAAGAGUCGUUGCUGCAGAUCUUGAGCGUCGUCCAAGAUCCAUGGAAGUCAUGGAGAAGGAAGCCAUCUGGCUUCACGAGGAGCUGCAAAAAUUCCUCAAGGACUAUCAUCCUGUUGAAGAACCCCCAAAAUAA
Messenger RNA from Brettanomyces nanus, 552 nucleotides. RefSeq lists its product as uncharacterized. NCBI's taxonomy places the organism in Eukaryota, Fungi, Ascomycota, Pichiomycetes, Pichiales, Pichiaceae. Gene Ontology annotation, molecular function: catalytic activity. The record is from RefSeq and is a predicted model, not a curated record. Bases 1 to 552 code for a protein of 183 amino acids. The transcript has a single exon.